CGAACAGUUGUAAUAAAACGCGUGAGCUGCAAACAACAACCAACGACCGACCGAGAACAACCAGUCAAACGAUAUAAUAAUAAUGGCACGCGUGUGUUUUGCGAUAAAAUUAUCAAAAAGAAUAAUUAAUAAACCAGAUAAACAAAAAAACGUAUAAAUUAAAAAGGGUUAAACAAAUUUUGACUUUUUUUGUUAAACCGAGAUGCAGUUCAUUGUGUUUUUUAUGAGAAAUUUAAUUUUGAAUAUUUAUUUUUUGUGCUCUCCCAUUGUCAACUACUUUAAUAGUGAUUGUAACAGCCGAGAGUAAAAAUUGGGGGAGAAAUGAGGAAUAAAUAGUUUAUUUUAAGUUUAAAUAAAUUUUAAAUUAAAGAAAAAAUUGUUUUAAACAAGAAAGCAAGAAAAAUUUUACAAAAUAAUAUUUUGUAUUUCCUGUGUGUAUGUGAAAAUUACAAGCAAAUAUUAAGAAAAAGUGUUGUUUUUGUUGUAACCUUCAUUCUACUCAACUCUCUUUUUUUGUAAUUGUUCUCUUAUUUAUGCUCCUGUUCCUGUUGUUAUCAUUUAUUUUUGCAUAAGGAUUUUUAAAAUUUCGGUUUAAUUGUUAUUUAACAACUUCCGAAAUAUAUCAUCAUUACAAGGAUUAUUUAAUUUCAUCGUUAAGUAUAAAAAGGCAAAUACAAUUUUCCUCAUCCAUUUGUAAACGAAUAAUGAGAAACCAUCAUAAACUAAGAUUUCUAUAAGUAAAAAAAACAUAUUUUCACAAUAUUCUUUGAAUUUUUUUGUUGAUGAAUUUUUGAAACAAAAAUUUACGUUUAACGUAUUAUCAUCAUUUAAGAAAAAAAAAAAACGAAAAGAAAUUCCUACACAACACCUUCAUGCAAAUGAAAAAAAAAAUUAUAGAAAUUCAUUAGUUUUGACAUCGUUACAACAUUUUGGAGUUGUUUUCUUUUGAAGUGAAAAAAUUAAAUUAUUAUUUUGAUUUACGGAUAAAAAAGGAAUUAAUUUAAACACGACCCUACUUCCUACAAAAUGUUAAAGAAAUUUUUAACAAAAUGUUUUAAAACCAUUUGAAAACUAACAAAAUAUAUUCAUUUGGUGGUGGUGUUGGUUGGUAGUGGUGUUUAUUGUAUAAUAGUUACUAAAGAAUCUCUCAAAUCUCAAAUACAUUAAAACCACUUUAACAAAUUGCAAAAAAAAAGUAAAACUAUGGGAGCUAAUGUCUCACAACUAGAAAAGGAAAUUGGCUCGGAUUUAUUUCCACCCAAUGAACACUACUUUGGUUUGGUGAAUUUUGGCAACACCUGCUACAGUAACUCGGUGCUACAAGCAUUAUAUUUUUGCAAACCAUUUCGUGAAAAGGUCUUGGAAUACAAAGCCAAAAACAAAAGGCCUAAGGAGACUCUGCUGUCCUGUUUGGCCGAUUUGUUCUAUAAUAUAGCCACGCAAAAGAAAAAAGUUGGCUCUAUAGCGCCCAAAAAGUUUAUAGCGCGUUUACGUAAAGAAAAGGAAGAAUUUGACAAUUAUAUGCAACAAGAUGCUCAUGAGUUUUUGAAUUUUCUCAUCAAUCAUAUUAAUGAAAUUAUAUUGGCCGAAAGAAAUGCCAAUAAAAAUGGCUCUGCUGCUGGAACGGCAGCUAUUAAAUCAUCCUCCACUACAUCAACAUCUACCACUGCUUCAAAUUCCUCUACAAAUGGUACAUGUUCCCAGUCUACCGGCUCCAUUAAUGGCAUAGGUAUUGGCAUAACCGAUGCCACUACGCCCACACAAAAUAACAGCGCCAACACCGAGCCCACCUGGGUGCAUGAGAUAUUCCAGGGUACUUUAACCUCAGAGACUAGAUGCUUAAAUUGCGAAACGGUCAGCAGUAAAGAUGAACACUUCUUUGAUUUACAAGUUGAUGUGGAUCAGAAUACAUCCAUUACCCAUUGUUUGCGCUGCUUUAGCAACACCGAAACUUUAUGCUCAGACAACAAAUUCAAAUGCGAUAAUUGCUGCAGUUAUCAAGAGGCUCAAAAACGUAUGCGUGUCAAAAAAUUACCCAUGAUUUUGGCUCUGCACCUAAAACGUUUCAAAUACAUGGAACAAUUUAAUCGUCACAUUAAAGUAUCACACCGUGUUGUAUUCCCUCUGGAACUAAGACUUUUCAAUACCUCAGAUGAUGCUGUUAAUCCCGAUCGUCUGUAUGAUCUAAUGGCGGUAGUCAUCCACUGUGGUUCGGGUCCAAAUCGUGGUCAUUACAUUAGUAUUGUUAAAAGUCAUGGCCUAUGGUUGCUUUUCGAUGACGAUAUGGUGGAUAAGAUUGAGGCUUCGACUAUAGAAGAUUUCUAUGGUUUAACAUCGGAUAUACAAAAAUCAUCGGAAACUGGUUAUAUAUUAUUUUACCAAUCGAGAGAUUGCAAUAACUAACUAAAUGCGCUGAGUAUCAUAGAAAUCACGAUGUCUUAAUUUAGUUUACAAAACAUGGUUUUAUUUUAAAUAAAUAAUUUCAAAUUUAUUAUAGUAAAACAAAAAUACAUACAUAUUAUUAAUAA
Messenger RNA from Lucilia cuprina (Australian sheep blowfly), 2528 nucleotides. RefSeq names its product ubiquitin carboxyl-terminal hydrolase 46 (gene Usp12-46). Gene Ontology annotation, molecular function: cysteine-type endopeptidase activity; cysteine-type deubiquitinase activity. The record is from RefSeq and is a predicted model, not a curated record. Gene Ontology annotation, biological process: protein deubiquitination. Bases 1204 to 2403 code for a protein of 399 amino acids. NCBI's taxonomy places the organism in Eukaryota, Metazoa, Arthropoda, Insecta, Diptera, Calliphoridae. Gene Ontology annotation, cellular component: nucleus; cytosol. The transcript is spliced from 4 exons.